Molecule: messenger RNA, 2302 nt
Organism: Galeopterus variegatus (Sunda flying lemur)
Lineage: Eukaryota; Metazoa; Chordata; Mammalia; Dermoptera; Cynocephalidae
Gene: GATA4
Product: GATA binding protein 4
Exons: 6
Coding region: 49-759 (236 amino acids)
Biological process (GO): negative regulation of transcription by RNA polymerase II; positive regulation of transcription by RNA polymerase II; cell fate commitment
Molecular function (GO): DNA-binding transcription factor activity, RNA polymerase II-specific; zinc ion binding; RNA polymerase II cis-regulatory region sequence-specific DNA binding
Source: RefSeq, a predicted model, not a curated record
UCACACCGAGCCCUGAGGAGCUGCAGGGACGCUGCUCCCACUGUGGAUAUGUUUGAUGACUUCUCAGAAGGCAGAGAGUGUGUCAACUGUGGGGCCAUGUCCACCCCGCUGUGGCGGCGGGACGGGACGGGACAUUACCUGUGCAACGCCUGCGGCCUCUACCACAAGAUGAACGGCAUCAACAGACCCCUGAUCAAGCCCCAACGCCGGCUGUCCGCCUCCCGCCGAGUGGGCCUGUCCUGUGCCAACUGCCAGACGACCACCACCACGCUGUGGCGCCGCAACGCCGAGGGUGAGCCCGUGUGCAAUGCCUGUGGCCUCUACAUGAAGCUCCACGGCGUCCCCAGGCCUCUUGCGAUGCGGAAAGAAGGGAUUCAAACCAGAAAACGGAAGCCCAAGAACCUUAAUAAAGCUAAGACACCAACAGGUCCUCCGGGCAGUGAGAGUCUCCCUCCCACCAGCAGCGCUUCCAGCACCUCCAGCAAUGCCACCAGCAACAGCAGCGAAGAGAUGCGCCCCAUCAAGACAGAGCCCGGGCUGUCAUCCCACUACGGCCACAGCAGCUCCAUGUCGCAGACGUUCUCUGUCAGCACCGUGUCUGGCCACGGGCCCUCCGUCCACCCGGUGCUCUCAGCCCUGAAGCUCUCCCCUCAAGGCUACGUGUCUCCUCUCAGCCAGUCGCCACAGGCCAGCUCCAAGCAGGACUCUUGGAACAGUCUGGUCUUGGCUGACAGUCAUGGGGACAUAAUCACCGCCUAACCUCCCCUCCUUCCUGCCUCAAAUUCCUGCAUGGACCUGGGACUUGGAGGGCAGCAGAGAUGGGGGCUCUGGGCUCCCAGGGGCUGGCCUCUGUCUGGGAACAACUCCAGAAGGACCACUGGGAAGAAACUUGAAGUCAACGGCCUGGCUAGGGGAUGGGGGUGUUGGAUCUUCUCAGAUGCCUUUUCAAGGUGAGUUUCUGGAAAGAGCCCGACUUUGACACAGAAGAGCCACCCUUCACCACGAACCACGAAGCCUCUUCCGUGGGUUGGAGACUUCUUCUUCAUGCUCUGCCCCCCAUCCCGGGUGAGAGACAAGGCAUCCUUCUGCCCUGCUUUUUCACCGCUGUGGCCUAGGAUGGUGGUUUUCCAUGGUGUUCCCGGCACCAGGGGUCUGGGAGUGGGUGGAGGGCAGGGCUCUGAGGCCCUGUCCAGCCUGAAUGAGGGCAUCUGGUGGACAUGUACUUGGACACAGCAGACCCUGUGGGCAGUCCCCGUCCUGCUCAACACUCCCCGGGGGCAUGGCAUGGCCCUGCAUCCCCAGCACCAAAGCUGACCCCACAAUGACCAGGUGUCACGCAGAUGUUACUGAACGCUCCCCGGGAGACGGAAGGCGGCCGCUGCAUCACAAACAGUCCGGCUCCAUCAAAACGCCUACCCCGGUUCCUCCCUCUGCCAAGGGCCUCCCCUCUUUGCUCCUCUUCGCCCCCAAGGCCUCUUAAAAUAAAAUCCCUCCUGCUGUUCCGAGUGAUUCAGCUCUGCCUUCAGCCUGUGCGUGUCUCUCCCUCGGCAAAACGAGAGCUCGGCAGUUCAGCCACACAGCACCUCUGGUCCACCCCGGCAUCCUUCCCUCACCCCAUCCCACAUGGGGUUCUAAGCAGGAACAGACAUUCUGCUGCCAAAGCAAGGUCGGCCAACACUCAUCUCAGCCUCCAGGUCCUUCUGGAGAGUGACGGGCAGACACUGUCCUGCUCGGGGGCUCUGUCCCACUUGCUCUGCUCCUGCAGGGGCUGCAGUCCUGUGGCCAUGGGCCUGUUGGUCAGGCAGUGGCCGAGUCCACAGCACCUGGACCUGCAUCCAUUCCCUUGCAGAAAUCUUUGAUCCAGGAGGUGAAAAGCCAGGGGUUUUACAAUGUAAGUUCAAGGCAGAAACGCAACAAAACAAAACACAUGGAAAGAAAGAAAAUGGCCCAUACGCAGACCCCCCAGCCCUGACCUGCUCUGGAAUUCACCUGCCUUCACAUUGUUCCGUGUCCACCCGUGAUGCUGGGACACACGGAGACUCCACCUUCGUCCCUGUGAUCAACAGAGCUGUACUGUGGCAUUAUUCUGUCUCGCCCCAAAUACCGUGCCCCAUUCUCAAAUCCCACUGGCUGUAGCAGAGAACAUCUUUGAACCGAGAUUCUGUUUUAAUCAUUUACAUUUCUUUCUUCCCGAAGGCCACCCUCAUGUACCCUCCCUAACCCACAAACCUGUUAACACUGUCUUAAGGUGAAAUGGCUGUAAAAUCAGUAUUUAACUAAUAAAUUUAUCUGUAUUCCCCUU